This is a messenger RNA of Cyprinodon variegatus (sheepshead minnow), 1249 nucleotides long. RefSeq names its product equilibrative nucleoside transporter 2-like. Gene Ontology annotation, cellular component: plasma membrane; basolateral plasma membrane. Gene Ontology annotation, biological process: hypoxanthine transport; uridine transmembrane transport; guanine transport. The transcript has 11 exons. Lineage: Eukaryota; Metazoa; Chordata; Actinopteri; Cyprinodontiformes; Cyprinodontidae. Bases 174 to 1247 code for a protein of 357 amino acids. Gene Ontology annotation, molecular function: nucleoside transmembrane transporter activity. The record is from RefSeq and is a predicted model, not a curated record.
CUCCGCAGGACCGGGGCUGUUUGGUGGGAAUCAUUUUCUUCAUCCUGGGCCUGGGAACGCUGCUGCCAUGGAAUUUCUUCACAACCGCCUCCCUGUACUUCCAGAGUCGCCUCAACAGCACCGAGUUCAGCAACGGCUCGUCGGUCCAGAAAGAAUAUUACUUCAACAACUGGAUGACCUUCCUCUCCCAGCUGCCCCUGCUGGUUUUUACGCUCCUCAACUCCUUCCUGUACCACAGGAUAUCGGAGGCCAUCCGGGUCGCGGGCAGCCUCGUCUUCAUCCUGCUGCUCUUCAUCUUCACGGCGGUGCUGGUCAAAGUGGACAUGGAGCAGGACUUGUUCUUCUCGGUCACCAUGGCGACCAUCUGGUUCAUCAACUCGUUCGGCGCCGUCCUGCAGGGCAGCCUGUUCGGCCUGGUGGGGCUGCUGCCCCAGAACUACAGCGCCGUCUUCAUGAGCGGACAGGGGCUCGCCGGGACCUUCGCUGCCAUCGCCAUGCUGCUCUCCUUAGCCAGUGACGUUGACUCUGAAACUGCAGCCUUGGGUUACUUCAUCACACCGUGUGUCGGGACUCUGGUCACUCUGCUCAGCUACCUGCUGCUGCCUCGCCUGGAGUUUGCUCAACAUUACCUGAACAGAAGCAGCAAAUAUGAGGAAGGAACCACAGACAAGCUGCUAAACGACGGAACCAGAGUGGAGAACGGGAAGCUAAACGGCCACGCUAACGGAUCGGUGGCUAACGUAGAGGUCGAGCCUAGCGGCGAGGCGGAGGCCAAGGUGGAGAUCAACCCCAGCAGCACGAAGCAGACCAGCGAUCCUGCAGAGAAAGCCUCGGUCCUGGAGGUCUUUAAAAAGAUCUGGGUGAUGGCGUUUUGUGUGACGUUCGUGUUCACCGUCACUCUGUCCGUAUUCCCCGCCGUCACAGCAGACGUGAAAACCUCAUUCCCUGGAAAAUGGGAGCGCUACUUCAUCUCAGUCUGCUGCUUCCUGGUUUUCAACAUCCACGACUGGCUCGGCCGCACCGUCACCACCUGGGUGCAGUGGCCUUCCAAAGAGUCUCGUCUCUUCCCGCUGCUGGUGGUCCUCAGGGCGGUCUUCGUCCCCCUGCUGAUGUUCUGUAACGUCCAGCAGCGCUCCAACCUUCCCGUCCUCUUCUCACACGACGCCCUCUUUACCGCCAUCAUGGCCUUCUUCUCCGUGUCCAGCGGUUACUUCGUGUGCCUCUCCAUGUCCUACGCCCCGCAGUGAGU